This is a messenger RNA of Stylophora pistillata, 3531 nucleotides long. RefSeq lists its product as uncharacterized. The record is from RefSeq and is a predicted model, not a curated record. Gene Ontology annotation, biological process: protein phosphorylation. Lineage: Eukaryota; Metazoa; Cnidaria; Anthozoa; Scleractinia; Pocilloporidae. Gene Ontology annotation, molecular function: protein kinase activity; ATP binding.
UUAACUUCCUAUUCUCUGUACAUGAAUCCAAACGGUGUCUAAAACAUGAGUGCGUCGAUAGACUUUGAAAACAUCAACGAUCUUGGGGGCAUGGUUAAACUAAUGCAGUCUCGAGGUAUUUCGCUAAUAGGGCUGCAGACAUUGGACCAGAUGAAACAGAGGGUGAAAAAGGCGCUCAGAAUAUCAGAGGAGGCCUUCUCAGUGUUAACAGAGACCAGGGAAGAAGUCAUGAGAAGACAAAGACACUUGCUAGAACUAUUCGAGAGCACAGACGCCUGUCUGAAUGAAUUGAGUGACAAGGACUACGCACUUCUGGAGUUGGGAGUCAAAAAUCUCGAAAACCAAAUGGCCCACCACAAACAGAGACUAGAGAGAACGCCAUACGUCGUGCUCGUUGCAGGUGAAAGAAAUUCCAAAAAGAGCACGUUGCUGAGUCUGAUUCUCGGGGAACAACUACUCCCUGACUCCUUUCUUGACACCUCUUCCAUCAUUUGCGAACUAAGAUAUGGAACAACCCACACGCUUGUAGCGCACUUUAAGGACGCAGAUCCCAAAACAGGGCUUCACUCAAAGACUAUUCAACCUGAAGAGAUGACUGAGAAUUCUCAACAAAACUUUCUUCAACAAAUCUCCUCGUUUUUCCUGAAUCAAGAUCGGCAGGGUUGUGAUAAGGUUGAGAUCUUUUGGCCGAACAAGCUGCUGAAGGAAAGAAUCGUUAUAGUUGACAGUCCAGCAUUUGGUAAAUCACCCUCCGUGGACGAGAGAGUAAAAGUGUACCUUUCUGAGGCUUUCGCAGUUAUCUGCGUCAUCAACAGUUUAGCACAGCAACAUGAUAUGGAAGAACCGAUCAAACAAAGCAGAAAAGUAUGUCUUGAUCAACAAAGUGAAACCUCGUCAAUUUUUCCUCUUUUCUUAUGUAACAACUGGAAUCAAGUAUCUCAAAAAGAGACUGACUCCAUCAAAUACUACUUCGUCAAGAAACUCAGAGAAUACUGGCCUGAAUUAGACCCAGACUCUCAAAUCAUUUGCAUUUCAUCGCCUUACACCGAAAGCGGUGAAAAAGCUCCCGAGGAGUUUGCGUUGCUGAUGGAUGGCAUUAAAUCCAGCGCCUUGCAAAGCAUUAAAGCAACGCUGAAAAGGCAGUGGAGAUGGCUUGACUUCGUCAUUUCACGCAUGAUUCUUCACAUGAAAAUGGUCAAGCAUCAUCUUUGCCCGUCCAAUGGUCGUAAAAUCGUCUCUGAUUUUCAUUCUAAACGCCUUUGUGACGUUGAGAAGCGGCUGUGCUCAGUAGAAUACGAGUUGCAAGAGCAUUUCAGAAGACUGGCAGACAACACCGUGAGGACGCUGUCCAAACACCUCCAGUCUUUUGAAGUUAUCGAGAAAUUCACCUCGUGGCCGCUUGAAGAUAUUCCAGAUACUGGAGAAAAUUGGCAAGUAACGGAACAUGGUAUCCAAAAUGCAUUUAAGAGGCGACUUGAGAACACGAUUGACGAGUGGGAAGCCAAGAACCACAUUUUAUCGUACACUUGUAGCUCUCUCGUCCAAUUCUGCAACCAGCGAUUUGAUGAAGGUAAGAGUCUACUUCCAUUCCGAUACCUAGGGAACUCCGUUAUCACGGAUGAUGCUGUUAGUGGAUUAAACAUUCGUCAUUCUUCGAACGACUUCGGCGCGACCCAAAAAGUUCUGAUCGGGGUUACAAGUCCAAUUCUGGUUCCAGUCAGCCUAGCAGUUUUGGUCCCAGUCUUUGGUGUGAUGAGACUUAAAAACAAAGUAACAAAUAAGAUUGAUUCUAGAAAAUACGAAAAAGAUAAACGUGGCUUCAUCGUGCAAGCCUCCCGUGAAUAUCUUUGUAAAGUGGCUAAAGAGGAAGAGCUAUGGUUAUUCGUGGAAGAGCACCUCAAAGAUGCUCGGGGAUACCUUAGACAGGUUUCAGUUCGUAUGCGCGAGCUCAUAGCCGCUGACAAAACGCUAUGUCAGCAGCUCAGAGUUGAGACUCGCUCAGAGGAGGAAAUUAAAGAACUCUAUGGGCUUUUACAAGAGAUGAGUGUGAGAAUAAAGGAAAAGUUGGCGCUUUUUUUCAUUAAUGAUGUACAGAACAUGGAAAUAAGUCGUAAUGACUUGAAGUGGGUAGAAGAUCAAACUUCACUUCUCGGAGAAGGAGCAUUCCGUUCAGUUUAUCGUGGAACAUUCGAGAUACCGGGAAAAAGAGAACCCCUACAGGUGGCUGUGAAAUUGUGGAAGGAAGAGCUAGACGAAUCCACCGCGAUUGGCUUCCUCUCUAAAACAGAAAUACUGAGGAAGCUUGACUUUCCCUUCAUUGUCAAGUUCUUUGGGACAUCACUGCUGAAUGAUGGCGAUCGAUUACGGGUGAUCCAUGUUAUGGAAAUUUGCGAGGAAAACUUGAUGAAUCACAUCUUUCAGAAUCCUGAAAAUAUACCUGUAUCGUCCGCUAUAUCUACCGCCAAGAAAAAUGUACUGUGCUGGGCGAAGGACAUAGCUGCAGCUCUAGAGUUCAUACACAACAAAGGUAUUGUUCACCGCGACCUGAAGCUGGAAAAAAUUCUGCUUUCACAAAGAAGUGUCGUUAAGGUCUCCGGUUUUCGCCUUUCUGAAGACACUAAGAUGAUCAUAGACACGUUGACCGGAACCGAUGCCUACCUGGCCCCGGUAAAGAUCCUUUACAAGGCCGACAUAUACAGCUUUGGUAUAAUGCUUUGGGAGAUGUGGUAUGGUAAGAGAGCUCCCCUUGAGGAAGAAGGACAUGUGUCGGACAAGAGACCUUCAUUUAUAGAAGGCGCGACGAAGCCUCCAACUGACUGGCAAGAUCUAAUGCUGCGUUGCUGGGAUGGAGAACCACACAACCGACCAGAUGCGGCAGGGUGUCACAAGGUGUUGACUGUCCUCUCCCAAGAAGUUUGCGCACCAUCUCUUUGAACUCUGGUUGUUAGGCAGCCAUAUUAGACGUAUUCUAUAUUUAAUGGUAGAACUACUGGGAAACAACAGCCAUUAAUAAUGAGAUAACAAACUCGUUCCGGCUGAUUGCUAUGGUAAAAAAAAAAAAGAGAAGUACAGGGAAACAUGCGUUAUGAUAGGAUACAAUACGUGGUAGACUGAAGUACCCACAAAAAAGUCUCUUAUCCAGCAGGCACAGACUUUUUAAACUUUUAUUUUAUUUUCAGUGAAAAUUUCAUUAGAAUCAUUCUCAACUUAUGCAUAUGUCAGUGGUGUUAAGUUUUUUUUUUUUUUUUUCUAUAUUACAUUCAUGAUUUUUCCGUUCUACCUUUUUUUUGCAGAAAGAAACUUCCUAUAGGAGUAAAAAAGAACUGAGGUUAAGAAUCGUGUCAACAUUUUGAAAUAUAAAGAAAUGAUAAGUAUUCAAAGGUACAAAUGGUGUGAGCAGAAAACCGCUCAGAGACCUAACAAGAUUUACAAAACUGAGACGUGCAAAUUUGCAUAUGAAAAUUGGACUCUCUGUAUUGGUAAAUGGAGCAUUUAGGACGAGCACUUUGAAUAAAGCCGUGAUCAAUUCAA